GCUGAACUGGCAAGCAUGGUGCAAAAGCAAGCUGAUGAAGAUGUACUAAAACUGAUUGAAGAGCAGAAGAGGGAAAAAGAGGCUGCUAUCACAAAUAUACUUCAAUUAGAGAAACGGCUGGACCAGAAGCAACAACUUGAGUUGGAAAUAGAGCAAUUGAAAGGACAGUUAUUGGUUCUUAAGCAUUUGGAAGGCGAAGAUGAUGUAGAUCUACAUGAGAAGAUGGAGAAAGUCAAUGAGAAGUUGCGACAAGAAAGGGAAGAGCUGGAACUCCUGAACAACUCUUUGGUCAAAAAAGAGCGUGAGAGCAAUGAUGAGUUGCAAGAAGCUCGCAAAGAGUUGAUAGCAGUGAGGAUCCUUUUCCCCUUCAUUUCAGUUUGGGGUUAAUUCUGGAUAGACCCC
Molecule: messenger RNA, 402 nt
Organism: Asparagus officinalis (garden asparagus)
Lineage: Eukaryota; Viridiplantae; Streptophyta; Magnoliopsida; Asparagales; Asparagaceae
Product: factor of DNA methylation 1-like
Exons: 2
Coding region: 16-387 (123 amino acids)
Biological process (GO): gene silencing by siRNA-directed DNA methylation
Source: RefSeq, a predicted model, not a curated record